This is a messenger RNA of Drosophila innubila, 2619 nucleotides long. Its product is annotated as girdin homolog. The transcript is spliced from 8 exons. The record is from RefSeq and is a predicted model, not a curated record. NCBI's taxonomy places the organism in Eukaryota, Metazoa, Arthropoda, Insecta, Diptera, Drosophilidae. Bases 59 to 2512 code for a protein of 817 amino acids.
UUAUCAACGUAUUAUUGUUGUUAAUUGUGUAUUUUGAACCUUUGCAGUAUAAAGAAAAAUGACUCUCUUAAAGUGGAAGAAAGUGCUGUUAAUGUGGGUAAAAGGCUCAUUGUAUAUGAAGAACAAUCCCGACAAUUUAGAAGACACUGAUUUUGAGGGAUUCCUUCGUUUCUGUGUGACGCACGUUACAUUGUCCGCAUCCACUGAUUGCGAACCCAUGAUACAGUGUCUUACUGAAUUUUAUCCAAAUUUUACACCGAAGCUAGAUGAGAUGGGUCAUGUCAUCCGCGACGAUUACGUAUAUGUUUACACAAUUCUGCUACACUUCUCAUGCGUUCUGAAACCAUGUGAAUACUUUCUGAACAACAUAAACAAUUUAUCAUCCGACAUUCAGAGCUCGAUUAAUCAAUUCCUUUAUUUGACGGCAAAUGGAAUUCAGGAAACGCGCUCACGACUUGGCAAUUUAAUUGCCAACAUGAUUAACACCGAGAGCCCGUUUCCCAGGAUCUAUUCCACUGUACCGGUGGUUGAUCGAGAUUCAGUUAGGAAAAGCGGAGAUUUCCCAGAAAAAUCCGGGGAUAUUCAACGCACAGCAAAUAACUCGCCAAUGAAAUCUCCAGAUUUUUAUGAUUGGAAUAUAUUGCCACAGAAAAAGCCAGAUGAAAAUGUGAAGAAAACGGAAACGCUUAACAAAAGUGAAGGUAACUUAUCGGCAGUAUCAAAAAUUGUAGAUUGCAGUUCGAUAGAAUGGAAAGUCGAGUUCUAUGUGUCUCGGAAGCCAAAGGAUGCAGGUAUCACUGGGGUUGCUUCUUCUCCUUCUGCCCAAUACGAUAUUUUGGAUACUCUGGCAAAGAAAGAGUCGCUCUCCGCCAAGGAUAAGUCCCUAUCCCCAAAUGAAAUAUCUAUGGACAGUAAAGACGAAAAUCGGCAUCUAUGUAAACAAAGUAAAGGAUUGGAAACUGAGAACUAUGUUCUAUUUGUGAAGAAUCUGCUUAAAGUAAUGGAAAAAUACGAUAUAGCGCUGCCAACGAUCGAUAAUAUUGAAACGUCAUUGCCACUUGUGUUGGAACAAAUUGAUGUUCAGUUAGGAAGAUUUUUCCAAAAAUACACACGAGAACAGCGGAUGAAUAGCAUGUUGCAGCAGGAUUACGAUUUUAUUAAGGAGGAACGGGAUCAAUUGGUGGAACAGCAGCUGGGACAUCCGCUGGCGCAUAGUAGCAGUAUUAAGGAAAAUAGUGACGAGGAGGAUCAAGAAAUAGACCUGAAGGCACUGGCGGAGAAGCAACUUUUAGAGGAUCUGAAUCUAAUCAACGACAAGGUGGUUGAAACAAUGAGAAGUAUGCGUGUAAUUGAUGAUGACCUACAAGACCUAGCUAAUCAGCUUCUGGAUCAAUAUGAGCGAAUCGCAGCUACGGAUUCUUUAGAGGUUAAAGAGCAAUUUGAGAUGCAAAUGUAUGAGUUCGUCGCUGAUUGCGAUGAUCAGCAAAAGUUAAUGACCAAGUUGAUGGAAAAAUUGAUUGAAAAAGGACCUAAUGAAUGUAAGGUGUUUGUGCAGCCGAAGUCAAACCAAAUCGAUGUUGAAACCAGGCAGCAAUGCAUUGAUUUACAAACACAAUUGGAAAUUUCUCAAAAAGAGCUGAUGACAUCGCAGGAAAAACUCUAUCAGGUUGAGCAAAAAUUGUCCAAAAAGAUUCAUGAAUGUAAGAAACUUAAGCACAAAGCUCUGAAACAACAGUUGGAGACUUUUCAAUUUAUCGAUGAGUCUGUGAAUUCACAAGUCAACUUGGACUCCUCCGAAAAAAUGUUGCACGUGCAGAAACAAUUGGAGAAGGCUCAACUAGAGCUGAGUAUUUCGCAACAACAUCUCUAUCAAUUGCAUAAUAAACUUCUCGAGGAAUUGGAUGAAUGUGAGGAGAUUGAGUUUAGAAAUCUGGAACAUCACUUUGAGACAGAAUCGAGCAUACAGAUGAAUGUUGUUGAAUCGAAAAGUCACCGAUUUAUCGUUGAAAUUAACAAAUUGAAUUCUGAGCUUGUGAGACUUUCUGCAGGCUUAAUGGAACAAAUGAUUUCACUGGAUUUGACAUCCAAGUCAUUGGCCAAGAUUCAAUCCCAGCUCUUACUCCAGCAAAACACAAUUCAUGUACUGAAAAAUCAAAUCAACGCACAGGAUCAUUUAAUCGAACAUCAUCUAGUCGAUAUGAAACUUAAAAUCAACAUUUUGGACAGCCGACAGGACUUGAUGCAAUACAGAUUAAAUAAACAACUUCAGAAACUACCAGUGCAAGAUAAUGAAGAAACUCAAGAACAUGAUCCUAAAUUGGAAGAGCUAGAACUGCAGCUGAUAACUUAUCGCAAUGAGUUGAGCCGUGUACGCAGUCAACGUGAUCGUCUGGAGAGGAAAAGGGAAAAAAUGCUGAAGCGGUUCGAUACGUCACAGAAACCGCUUCGGAUAAAUGUGGAGAUUCAGACUGUACUCUCCAUGACUGCCAAUCAGGCGAACAGAACCCAGUAAAUGAUAAUCAUACUGCUGCAUCGGUUCAAUAUCCACCAAUAUAUCGACAACAGUAAUAUAAAUUUAAAAAAAUAUUGAAUAUUUAUAAAUUGCUUAUAUAUCUUAUA